Molecule: messenger RNA, 5723 nt
Organism: Neurospora crassa OR74A
Lineage: Eukaryota; Fungi; Ascomycota; Sordariomycetes; Sordariales; Sordariaceae
Gene: chit-1
Product: chitinase-1
Exons: 2
Coding region: 911-5215 (1434 amino acids)
Biological process (GO): carbohydrate metabolic process
Cellular component (GO): extracellular region
Molecular function (GO): chitinase activity
Source: RefSeq, a predicted model, not a curated record
AAAGACGGCUAGGAUUGUUCAAGACUCUUCCCCCUCGAGCUAUCGAAUCUGUCGUCCGCUUAGCAUAUUUCUGAACACAGCGCUAGAAGCCCAGACAACAUAUCCACCAAGCUCAAAAGGCGGUCCCAGAGAUUACUGCGAGACAGGAGACACAGCCAGGAGAGGAUGAGGAGAGGAGGAAUGACUCCCCACAGCCACGGUCGACGUGCUCGGAUCUUCACUCUUCGACCCGUUUUGCCUCGAGUUGUCGUCACCAGUCGGCCCUACGGUUCCAGCAAGACAACAUGAUAUACCCAAAGCGUUUUCACGGCUCUGUUUUUGUAUGUAGGUAUAGACAAUCAGUUCAGCGAGUAGUAUCGAUUCUGCAAUUCGACAUACAGAGAUCUUCAUUAUGCGUCGCAAUCUCUGGACUGGGGUACUUUGGAAGCACUGACUGAAGACGGACAAUUCCGUCCCCAGACCCCAAGAAAAUCAUUCGUGGCUCAUUUCCACUUGUAUUAUGACAGUCGAACUGAACAGAUGUUGGUCGGCCAAGCUGGCUUACCGGCACUUUGACCCCCAGCUUGGGUGCUUGGCUGGACCGGGGCCUGGCUCAUCUCGUCACGAAGUCGAAGAUCCAGCGAGCUAGACUCAUCAUGGACACUCAGCACGCUAGCUCUCAACAUCGGUGUAAGAUCAGAAACACUAUGAAAGGUGAGCUUGCCCACCCAUCUGGCUCUUGGAUCUUCUUCUUUUAUAUCUCUCCCUACGUCCCUUUUGAUCCUGUUCACCCCCAUCAUCAAACGGCGUGCUUUCCCAGCCGUGCAAGCCUCGUGUUUGCGUCCACUCUUUGAGUCAAUCUCAUCACAUACUCUUUAACAACACCUCAUUUAUUCUAUUCCAAUACCAAAGCUAAUCAUUUAAUAUAAUCAUGCACAAAAGUCUAGUGGCAGCGGCCGUCUUGGCCGCUACCGCCCGGGCCCACACCCUCACCGAGGCCAAGGUCAACGUUUACUGGGGACAGAGGGGAGACGCCAGGCUCAGGGAUCACUGCGACCAGGCCAACUUCGACUAUGUCACUAUUGGCGCUCACUGCGAUGCCACCUACUACACGAACGGCACAACCAGCGGGCACAUGAAUGGCAAGUGCAGCGUCGUUGCGUCGGACAUCAAGCACUGCCAGGAGAAGGGAAAGAAGGUUCUGCUUUCCCUUGAUGGUGUCGAGCACAUGGGCUCGCGCUUUUCUCUGUCCAGCGAAGCCAAGGCCGAGGAGUUUGCCAGCUUCCUGUGGGGAGCCUUUGGACCCUACGAUGCCAAGUGGACGGGACCCCGUCCUUUUGACUUUGCUGGUCACCGCGUCUCGGUUGAUGGUUUCAACUUGGAUGGCGAGCUCAAGCUCAACGGAGCCGGCGAAGGUGCUUAUGCCGCCAUGGCCAAGAAGCUUCGUGAGUUGUACAACGGCAACGCCGAGCUCCUUCUUACUGCCGCCCCCGGAUGCUCGCUUGAUGAUGUCAAGAUGAAGGCCAUCUUCGACAACGCCCAGUUCGAUGCCCUGUUCAUCCAGUUCUACAACAACCCUAGCUGCGAGGCUGCCUCGGCCUCUGGCUUCAACUACCUCCAGUGGGAGAAGGCCAUCGCCGCCGGCAUGAGCAAGGAGGCCAAGCUCUUCAUCGGUCUUGCUGGAGCUUCUGAUGCCGCUGGCUCUGGAUAUAUCGAGCCCCUCGAGGCUGCUGCUCUGAUCAACACCUACAAGACCCGCUCCUCUUUUGGCGGUGCCAUGGUCUUGGAUGCCUUCCGCGGCCAGACUUUGGCCAAUGGAAUGACUUUCCUCGAUGUGAUCAACACUGUUGUCUCCUCCGCCGAGGCUGUUGACCUGAGCUCUGAGUUCUGCGAGGACGAGUCUGCCCUUCCCAAGGUCCCCUCCGUCACCGAGGGUUCUGCCGGUGGCUUUUUCACUGUUGCUGACCCUUCCGCCAUCACCUCUGGCCCCGUCGUUCUCCCCUCCGGUGGCAGCUCUGUUCUCCCCACCGGUGGUAGCUCUGAAGACGAGGUCUGCGAGGACGAGAAUGUCAUUCCCAAGGUCCCCUCCGUCACCGAUGGCGCUCACGAGGUUAACCCCACCAUUGUUGAUACUUCCAUCAUCACCUCUGUCCCCGUCGCUCUCCCCUCUGGCGACCGCUCCGAGAUCAUUGGCGGCAGCCCCGCUACCGAGGACGACGUCUGCGAAGGCGAAAUUAUGACCGAGGAUCCUCUUCGCUCUGGCGUUGUUCCUAGCGGUGUUAUGCCCACCGGUGCCCUUCCUUCCGGUGUCCUUCCCUCUGGCGACCGCUCCGACAUCAUUGGCGCCAUUCCCUCUGGCUCUAUUCCCCUUGGCUCUGCUCCCUCUGGCCUCGUUCCCUCUGGCUCUAUUCCCCUCGGCUCUGCUCCCUCUGGCCUCGUUCCCUCUGGGUCUAUUCCCCUUGGCUCUGCUCCCUCUGGCCUCGUCCCCUCUGGCGCCGUUCCCUCUGGCUCCAUUCCCCUUGGUUCCGUCCCCUCUGGCGACCGCUCCGACAUCAUUGGCGCUAUUCCCUCUGGAUCCAUUCCCCUUGGCUCCGUCCCCUCUGGCGUUGUUCCUUCUGGUGACCGCUCCGAGAUUAUUGGCAGCCCUGCUGAUGAGGACGACGUUUGCGAAGGCGAGGACCCUGUUCGCUCUGGCCUUGUCCCCUCUGGUGCCGUUCCCACUGGCGACCGCUCCGACAUCAUUGGCGCUAUUCCCUCUGGCUCCAUUCCCCUUGGCUCUGCUCCCUCUGGCCUCGUUCCCUCUGGCGCUGUUCCUUCUGGUGACCGCUCUGAGAUCAUUGGUGCUAUUCCCUCUGGCUCCAUUCCCCUUGGCUCCGUUCCCUCUGGCGCCGUCCCCUCUGGUGACCGCUCCGAGAUCAUUGGCGCUAUUCCCUCUGGCUCCAUUCCCCUUGGCUCUGCUCCCUCUGGCGCCGUUCCCUCUGGCCUCGUUCCUUCUGGCAUUGUUCCCUCUGGUGCCGUUCCCUCUGGCGACCGCUCCGAGAUCAUUGGCAGCCCCGCUGACGAGGACGAUUAUUGCGAAGGUGAGAUUACGCCCGAGGACCCUGUUCGCUCUGGCCUUGUUCCUAGCGGCAUUGUUCCGACUGGCGCCGUUCCCACUGGCCUCGUCCCCUCCGGCGGUGUCAUCGGCAGCACCGUCCCCGGCGGUGUCAUCCCCAGCGGCGUCGCCCCUGGCGGUAUUUUGCCCUCCGGUGUCGUUUCCAGCGUUGGCUCCAAGGUAACCGGCCCUAUCGAUGGCGAUAACGUUGCCCUCCCCAGCGUUGGUCUUCCCUCCGGUGGUGUUAUUGCUUCCGGUGUUGUUCCUUCCGGCGUUGUUCCCUCCGGUGUCGUUUCCAGCAUUGGCUCUAAGGUCACUGGUCCUAUCGAUGGCGAUAACGUUGCCCUCCCCAGCGUCGGUCUUCCCUCCGGUGCUAUUGCUUCCGGUGUUAUUCCUUCCGGUGUUAUUCCUUCCGGCAUUGUUCCCUCCGGUGUCGUCUCCAGCAUUGGCUCCAAGGUCACUGGCCCUAUCGACGGCGAUAACGUUGCUCUCCCUAGCGUUGGUCUUCCUUCUGGCGAUCUUCCUUCUGGCGUUGUCCCCUCCGGUGUCGUUCCCUCUGGUGUUCUUUCCAGCGUUGGUUCCAAGAUCACUGGCCCUAUUAAUGGCCACAACGUUGCCGUUCCUAGUGCUGGUGUUCCUUCCGGUGUUGUUCCCUCCGGUAUCCUUUCCAACGUUGGCUCCAAGGUUACUGGCCCUAUCGAUGGCAAUAACGUUGUCCCUACCGGUAUCCUUCCUUCCGGCAGCGUUCCCUCCGGUGUUGUUUCUAGCGUUGUCUCCAUGGUCACUGCUGAUCCCAUUAACGGCGACAAGAUUGCUGACCCCUCUGCCGUCACCGCCCCCGCUGAGUGGACCACUUCGACCAUCUAUGCCACCACCACCUCUACUAUCACCAGCUGCGCUCCUGAGGUGACCGACUGCCCUGCUAAGAUCGGCCAGGUCACCACUGUUACUGUCCCCAUCGGCGUCACCGUCUGCCCCGUUACCGCCACCGAGACUGCCGCCCGCGCUCCUACUGGUAUCUUUACCUCGGUCCCCGCCGAGUCGAUUCCUGCUGGCUUCACUACCUCGACCGUUUACAGUACCACUACCUCCACCAUCGCUAGCUGCGCUCCUGAGAUGACCGACUGCGCUGGCAAGAUUGGCCAAGUUACUACCGUUAUUGUCCCUGUCGGCGUCACCGUUUGCCCCGUUACCGCCACCGAGACUGCCGCUACCGAGACUGCCGCCCGCGCUCCUACGGGCAUCAUGACCUCGGUCCCCGUCGAGUCGAUCCCUGCUGGCUACACCACCUCGACCGUCUACAGCACUGCCACCUCCACCAUCGCUAGCUGUGCUCCUGAGAUGACCGACUGCGCCGGCAAGAUUGGCCAGGUCACCACCAUCAUCGUUCCCGUCGGCGUUACCGUCUGCCCCAUCACCGAGGCCUUCCCUCCCGCUACCUCGGUCCCCGCCGCUCCCGCCGCUGUUCCUACUGGUGCUGCUAGCGUCCCUGCUGUCUCCGCUGUUCCCACCGGUGGUGCGGGUGUCCCUGCCGUCUCCGCUCCCGCUGUUCCCACCGGUGGUGCUGGUGUUCCCGCCGUCUCCACCCCCGUUGUUCCCUCCGGUGUUGCUGGUGUUCCCGCCGUUUCCGCCCCCGCUGUUCCCUCCGGUGGUGCUGAUGUCCCUGCGGUCUCCGCCCCUGCUGUUCCCUCCGGUGGUGCUGAUGUCCCUGCCGUCCCCUCCAACGGUGCCCCCGGCGCUGGUGUUAACAAGGUCGCCACCUCCUCCGUCGUCUCCGUCUCCUCCAUGCCAUUCACCACCAUCACCGUCGCCAAGCCCGCCGCUUCCGCCCCCGGUGCUCCCGGUGCCCCUGGUGCUGGUGUCCCCGCCGAGUCCGCGGCUGUGCCCGCCGGUGGUGCCCCUGCCGUUCCCUCCGCCGUCAACGCUCCUGUUGUCCCCAGCGGCGCUGUCCCCACUGGCACCGGCGUCUCGGUUGCUCCCUCUAGCGCUGCCUCCACCUACAGCAUGCCUGCGCCGCCUGCUCAGACCGAGCCUGUGACCGGCUCUGAGCCCUCGGAGGUUCCUGUCACUGCUGGCGCCGGACGCAACGUUGUUGCGAUGGGUGUCCCUGCUUUGGUGGCUGCUUUGGUUCUUGCUUUGUAAAGAAUAUUUUUUUUGUGAUAUGCAUGUGGGAAGAAUUUUGAAUGGAGGAUGAAACAAGUGAAAGGGAUGGAUGGGUGUACAUGGAUGAAGAAGCUGAAGAGCAAGAAGAAGAAGAAGGAACUUUUUUGGAUAUGCAUGAUUAGCAAGCUUUUUUUCCCCCGGACAUAUUAGAAAGUGUCUUUUAUCUUACAUACCCUAAUGUACUUGCAUCGUACCUGUUACCCACCCAUCCAUCUUGCAUCUCUUUCUCAUUCUUCUCCAUGUGUCCAUAUUCAUGUCUGGCGGUUUACUAUACCAUUCUGCAUGCAUUCAAUCCAUCCUAGAAGUAUGGACGGGAGAAAUAACAACAAAGCAAAGCGAGCGAACGAGCGAGCGAGCAUAUUAGAUAUUUGGAUUUAUCUAUACUUUUUCUAGCGUCACUUGUUUCCUAGAGUAAGACUUCGCUUCUCUUUGUGUGUUUUCUUUGUAUAUAUAAAGCAGAUGAAUAAGAUACCUACCUAUGAUGAGU